AUGCACCUCGAGAUGCAGCUUUGUAAAAGAAAAAAAAGGAAAGAUUCAAAAGCCGGGCACUCUUACCUAAAAGCUGAUUGGACGAUCGGUCGGCGUUGUGUCUCAUUAACCGCGGUGGUGCGUAUCUUCGACGAGCAACGUUCAGUUGACGACGCUCCUCGUGCGAGAAUCAACUUGACGCGUGAACGCGGCUUUACGACGGCGAGCAGGCCGGUCAGGCGAGAGGGGUGCGCUCGCGCACGCAUUCGGGUCUCGCUGCAACAAAGGUGUGGUAGUCGCUCCGUUUUACGUGCUAGGUGCUACGCUGUGCGCGCGCUGCCCCUCGGUGUAGCAAGUACAUUCUACAUAUUUCUUACUAUAAGGUUACGGCAGCCAUACCUCGUCUCGUCAUCGGUUCCAUCUUUUUCCGGUUACGGUGCGACAUAUGUGAGAAUGAAACAAAUCGUAACGAACCAAACUGUUAAAAUCCCAGAGGGAUUGACUGUUACGGUCAAGUCCCGCCUGGUAACGGUGAAAGGACCAAGGGGUGUUUUGAAACGAUCAUUCAAACAUCUUGCCCUGGAUAUUCGUAUGGUCAGUCCACGAUUAUUGAAGGUAGAAAAAUGGUUUGGCACCAAGAAGGAAUUGGCUGCGGUUCGUACCGUGUGCUCUCAUAUUGAGAACAUGCUCAAAGGAGUAACAAAGGGCUAUCAAUAUAAAAUGCGUGCCGUCUAUGCCCAUUUCCCUAUUAACUGUGUAACUACGGAGAACAACACGGUGAUAGAAAUCCGUAAUUUCUUGGGUGAGAAAUACAUACGACGAGUUAAAAUGGCACCUGGUGUCACAGUCGUAAAUUCAGCUAAGCAGAAAGACGAACUAAUCAUAGAAGGAAAUUCUCUGGAAGAUGUAUCCCGUUCCGCCGCCCUUAUUCAGCAAUCAACCACAGUGAAGAACAAGGAUAUCAGAAAGUUCUUGGACGGACUUUAUGUCUCUGAAAAAACAACUGUUGUACAAGACGAUGAAUAAAUUCGUGAAUUAAUAUGAAUUUUUAUUA
Molecule: messenger RNA, 1033 nt
Organism: Ooceraea biroi (clonal raider ant)
Lineage: Eukaryota; Metazoa; Arthropoda; Insecta; Hymenoptera; Formicidae
Gene: RpL9
Product: ribosomal protein L9
Biological process (GO): cytoplasmic translation
Cellular component (GO): cytosolic large ribosomal subunit; ribosome
Molecular function (GO): rRNA binding; structural constituent of ribosome
Source: RefSeq, a predicted model, not a curated record